Messenger RNA from Owenia fusiformis, 2420 nucleotides. NCBI's taxonomy places the organism in Eukaryota, Metazoa, Annelida, Polychaeta, Sabellida, Oweniidae. The record is from the annotation of a GenBank genome assembly.
CGUAUCGGGACCUCUUAAUUCAGUUGUGGAUGACAACAUCUGUUCUACGUUAGUGACUGAACCCGGACAGGGACCAGAUCGCGCACGUCUUUAUAUAUUUCCUGUAGUAUAUAAAACAGAAACGUUCCAGACUACACCAAUAGAAGAGACAAGCGCAGAUACAAGACCAGUUGCACCAAACCCAUACCUUCAAAUAGAUCUGAAAUCAACAUUAAAUGCAAACGUAAUGUUGUCUGUCGUUAAGUCCAUAACAACGUAUGGUGCGCUGAUUUAUGGCGUUGAGCACUUCACGACUGCUUUUGCACUUACUUACAGCACCGAUGGAUAUACAUUUACUGACUAUGGUCAGGUGUUUGAAGGUAAUUCAGUAUUAGAUUACAAUACUACCGGAAAAAGCAACACGUUCAACCCAAAUUUUAUUGCGAGAUAUGUGAGGAUUUAUAUUCUCAAUAGAAAAGGAAAUGACGAUUUACCAGUCGGAGCUGCGUUGCGUUUGGAACUGUUUGGUUGUGCUUUUGGCCGACCGAAUUGUAGUACCGAGUCUGACAAUCUUUUGGACGUUGUUGGUACCUCUGGAUACACGGCGUCUGCAUGGUGCUUUGAUGACGACGAAGGUCGGUCAAACUAUCCAUUCAUGGCUGACUUCUCUCAAACCCCAGUGACUUUUAAAAGUAUAUCAGGCUGGGUACCGAAUACUUUAGACACUUACCACUUUAUACAGGCGGACUUGGGUCAAUUGUUUGUUAUACGUGGCGUGCAAACAAGAGGGAGGGGUGAUACAUUGGAUAAUUCAGUACUGCAAUAUAAGUUACAGUAUAUCGACAAAAUGACUUGUUCAUUUGUCGACUAUGAGGAGCCACAUGGCUCUGCAAAGAUAUUUGCCGGGAACUCUGAAUAUCCAAACAAUACAGUAACACAUUUUCUAGAAUUUCCCUUUGUCAGGCAGUGUGUCCGUAUACGGCCAACAGUAUAUGGUGGACUUGGGGGACUGAGAUUUGAAGUACUCGGCACUGAAUUUGAAAACCUUGAUUUCUACACAAUUCGAGAUGAUAGCAGUGGCUCGGAUAUUUCCAAUCACAGAAAUGUGAACAGGGAAGAAUGUGCGAUAUUAUGUGAACAGCUGGAGGAUUGCCAAGGAUUUAUUUAUGAUUCUGAUCCUCUUUCUAUUCCGUGUACUCUAAGGAAUUUUGAUGCAAUGACGACCGUCGGCAUGCCCAUGUAUUAUAAAAAUGAAGAACCGGCGCCAUCUAAUGGUUUUGUAGACCUGGGCUUCCAAGUAUGUAUUCCUUCUUCCAAUGAUGUGGUUAUCACCAAUGUCUUAACCUAUGACGAGUGUAAACAGUUAUGUCUAGAUGAAACCUCUAUCGUUUGCUGGUCGGUGGAGUAUGGAAUGCAAGGGGGCUCGAAUUCAUUAAACUGUCAGUUAUCAGCCCAAUAUUCAGGGACAGUCACAAUUAUGAAUCCAUGUGAAGCAGAUGUGUUUUAUUCCGAAAGGAUUCCAACAUAUGACUACGAUCCCGAGCUUUAUGGAAUAUUGGCAUCUGCCUGGAAUGGAAUUGUGACCAACUCUAGUUGGAAAUGCUCUGGCACGUUCGAGGAAGGGUGGUUUGAAGUAGAUUUUGAUGAUAGUGCUUGGGCAGCUGCUGUGGAAGUUAGUACUAAUAAGUCAACAUUUAUACCCGACGUCACUGGGAAAUCAUGGGAUAACAUUGCCGAAAAUGCCAAGGGAAUUUGGACAAAUGGCAUGGACGACGUUGUGUACUGUCGUCUAGGUACAUUUUAUCUUCACCAUCUCAAUCAGUGAUGUGCCAACCGACGAUUUUAAGGUGGAUGUUUCCAACGAUGUUGCCGACCCAACGUCUCCAGAUGAUAGCGACUGGAACUUAUGCCAAGCUAAAGUUGGAGGGUUCGAUUUUGGCAGAGCUUGUCAUGUAGCAGAAUGCGAAUUCGGAACAAUUGGACAAUGGAUUCGUAUAUCACAAGAACAUGGUACGCUCAGUCUUGCAGAGGUCAAGGUCAAUGUCAGGUCAUCAUGUUCAAGGUCACCAAGAGGCUGCUGUGUAGAUUCUCUACCGAAUGGUCUCGAGAGCUGUGAAUGCCGAAAUACCGAUGAGACAAGCGGUUUGCAGUGCAUCCCAAACCAAGAUGUUUGUGAUCCUGGUUGGGUCCUGUUUGAGGAUAAAUGCUACAAAUUCCCAUUUGCUGACCAGAUUUUAACCGACCAAGUGGAUGCCGAGGAGGAAUGUCAGGCCAAUGAGGCACACCUCGUCUCCAUAUUGACCCCUCAUGAACAAGAUUUCCUUAUCAAUCACCAAUCAGUUGUGCAAUGUUGGGGGAAUGAGGUCCAAGGAACAACAGGAUCCAACUCGGAAUUCUAUUUACCAAACACUGCAUUUUCCUCAUCUAGUACUCGUUUUCAA